CCGGUCUCCCCGGCGUGAUUGGUGCGCCCCGGGUGACGUCAGGAGCAGCCCGCCCCGGCCUGGAUGGUGCGCCCUGAGUGACGUCAGGAGCAGAGCCCGGAGCUGUCCAUCAGCACCAAAGGCCGCCGGCGGGCUCAGGGCAUGGGGCCGCGGCUCCGGGGUAGCCCGAGCUCCUGCCGCUCCCUCUCCCUUCCCCGGCUUGCCUGGACACCGCGAGACUGGAGUGCCAGCCGGUGUUGGAGGCGGAGCGGAGCCGCCGUCGCGCAGAGAUCCGUCUCUCUGGCCCAGCAGCCCCCUUCCUCACACGGAAGACUUUGCCCGGACCCCUGGCAAUUGGAGCCUCUGGCAUCCUGCAACCUCCCUCCCCACUUCCCGCCCACCCGGGGCCUCUGUCGCCCAGCAGCUCAGGUCGCCUCUAGCCCAGGUUGACUUGGGAGGGUGACCCCCCCCCCAUUCCCUUCCCAGCAGUAUGCCAGGCACUAUGGAUACUCUGCGGUUCCAGCUGUUGCCCCCCGAGCCAGAUGAUGCCAUGUGGGGUGCACCUUGUGAGCAGCCCCUGGAGCGCAGAUACCAGGCACUGCCUGCCGUCGUAUGCAUCAUGUGCUGUUUGUUUGGAGUCGUCUACUGCUUCUUCGGUUACCGCUGCUUCAAGGCUGUGCUCUUCCUCACUGGGCUGCUGUUUGGCUCAGUGAUCAUCUUCCUACUGUGCUAUCGAGAGCGGGUGCUGGAGACGCAGCUGAGCGCUGGGGCAAGCGCGGGCAUCGCGCUGGGCAUCGGGCUGCUCUGUGGGCUGGUGGCCAUGCUGGUGCGCAGCGUGGGCCUCUUUCUGGUGGGGCUGCUGCUCGGUCUGCUGCUGGCUGCUGCCGCCUUGCUGGGCUCUGCACCCUACUACCAGCCAGGCUCCGUAUGGGGUCCCCUGGGGCUGCUGCUGGGGGGCGGCCUGCUCUGCGCCCUGCUGACGCUGCGCUGGCCCCGUCUACUCACCACACUGGCCACUGCCGUGACCGGAGCCGCCCUCAUUGCCACUGCUGUGGACUAUUUCGCUGAACUGCUGCUGCUGGGGCGCUACGUGGUGGAGCGGCUGCGGGCUGCCCCUGUGCCCCCCCUCUGUUGGCGGAGCUGGGCCUUGCUGGCACUCUGGCCCCUGCUCAGCCUGAUGGGCGUUCUGGUGCAAUGGAGGGUGACGACUGACAGGGACUCCCACACAGAAGUGGUCAUCAGCCGGCAGCGAAGGCGGGUGCAGCUGAUGCGGAUCCGGCAGCAGGAAGAGCGCAAGGAGAAGCGCAGGAAGAAGAGACCCCCUCGGGCUCCCCCCAAAGGUCCUCGGGCUCCUCCAAGGCCUGGGCCCCCCGACCCUGCGUAUCGACGCAGGCCAGUACCCAUCAAACGCUUCAAUGGAGACGUCCUCUCCCCGAGCUACAUCCAGAGCUUCCGGGACCGGCAGACGGGGAGCUCGCUGAGCUCCUUCAUGGCUUCGCCCACAGACACAGACAAUGAGUACGGGUCCCGGGGCCCACUGACAGCCUGCUCAGGCCCCCCCGUGAGGGUGUAGCUGCGCUCCUGCUUCUGAACUCUACAGUCACCAGCUCUGCCAGCUUGGAGAGGCCUGCCAGGCCACUACCCAGGCUGCCCAGCCCUGUGGCCUCUGGUUGUCCCUCCCACCUCUCUGGAGAGGGCAGGCCUAGCCACCAGAAGGGAGGCUGUGUCUCAGGCUAAGCCCGGCCUGGGAGAAAAGCUCCCAUCCAAGCUCCGAGGGAUCCUGAGGGACACGGGGUGUGAACCCCACUGGGGCGUGCUCAGGGUUGUGUGUCGCCUGUACAUGUGCGUGAGAGGGCAGGCUCGGAGGGGACACUGAGAUCCCUGCCUUCGCUUUCCGAUCUGUAGGGCUUCUCCAGGGCCAGUCGCCCUCCUGUCCCAUGGCUGGAGUCUCACAGGCCACUCUCCUGCAUGUCUGUGUGGAGGAGGUCUGCCUGCAUUCCCCACUGCUCUGUCUUUAUCCAUGGGGGCAAAUGACAGCACUUCUCCCCCUAGUCUCCUGCCCUCUGCAAAGCCACCAGCCUGAGGGCAGCAGCAGGGGGUAGGGGCGGGGCUAGAUGCUCUGGGCUGCGUUGGGGAGGAGGGCGGAGGGAGAAGGGCUUAUAUGCACGGCGCAUGUCUGGUGUCUGUCAUGCCACCCUAGACACCUCAUGCUUCUGUCUCCUCCCACCCCACCCUGUUUUACAUCUUUUAUAAAUGUGCCAAACUGUG
This is a messenger RNA of Jaculus jaculus (lesser Egyptian jerboa), 2247 nucleotides long. RefSeq names its product transmembrane protein 198 (gene Tmem198). The transcript is spliced from 5 exons. NCBI's taxonomy places the organism in Eukaryota, Metazoa, Chordata, Mammalia, Rodentia, Dipodidae. The record is from RefSeq and is a predicted model, not a curated record. The coding region runs from base 470 to 1552 and encodes 360 amino acids. Gene Ontology annotation, cellular component: plasma membrane; cytoplasmic vesicle. Gene Ontology annotation, biological process: positive regulation of canonical Wnt signaling pathway.